Pipistrellus nathusii (Nathusius's pipistrelle) is the source of this 468-nucleotide messenger RNA. The record is from the annotation of a GenBank genome assembly. NCBI's taxonomy places the organism in Eukaryota, Metazoa, Chordata, Mammalia, Chiroptera, Vespertilionidae.
AUGACUUUGAGAUGGAAUUGUCGGACUGCCUCUAGACACGGCGUGCGGCAUCGGGAGCGACACACAUCCACGUUUGCCCCGGGGCUUGGAAGACCUGGAGAGACCUUGAGGAGGAAGAAAAGAAGGUUCUGUGCCAGACUGGUCAUAUUUAGAAGACAUUUUCAUAUUAUAACCAUUGUUUUAUGUGUGCAUUUUAUUCCUCACUAUUGUAUACUAGUUAACAAUGCCAAGUACUUUUUUGAAAUACCUUUCUUUCUAUAUGUUCUGAAGUGCCUGAUAAAAGUAGAGUUAGUAAAAAAAAAAAAAAGACAUUUUAGUAAAUAUCUUGUUAAAAUUCAUAUCAAAUACUCUUUUAUUUUGGGAAAUGGCCAAACCACCUCUUUGACAAUACACAUUUGUGCACUGGUUCAAGGGAGAAGGAAGGGCAAAGAGCCGGAUGCCAGUGUGUUUCAAAAUGAGGCCGAUUAA